CUUAGUUCAACCUCGGAGCAGUCAGUUAGUUCAGGGAUGGAGCCUCACACCGAGAAAGAGGCACGUAUCGGACUAUUCAGUGCAAUCAAUUCAUUUAUGAAGUCGUCACAGAUCGCGGUAUCCAGUGGAGGAAAACUCAGUUCAAGAUCAGGACAAUCAGUAAGUUCAGGUUCGGACACUCAUACCAAGAACGAGGUUCGUGUCGGACCAUCCAGUAGGCCUACCUUCAGUUCAAGCUCGCCAAAGACAGAAGCUAGUCGAGGAAAAGUCGGUAUCAACUCUGAGAUGAAGCCGCCUACGAAAGAAUUUAGUGUUGAACAGUUUAUACUCAGUUCUGGAAUAAAGUCGCUUGCGGGGAAAGAAGGCCUUGGCGAUGGAUUCAACUCAGGGAAAAAGUUUUCCAAGAAGGCAGCCACCAAUACAAGAUUAAAGUCGUGCUCGAAAAAAGCUAUUGGCGGACAAUCAGUUAGUUCAUCCCCAGGGAAUAAAUCGCCAAAGAACGAACGAGCUCCAUCCAGCUCAGGAUUGAAGUUGAACUCGGAACAGCCAAGUGUCGAACCCUCCAGUUCAGGGAUGAAAAUGGUAUCGAAAAAGCAAAGAGUCGGACAAUCCAGUUAUGAGGUAAAGUUAGUGGUAUCGAAAGAGCGAAGUGGCGGACGACAGUCCAAUUCAGAGAUUAAGUUGGACUCGAAAGAACAAAGUGUCGGACAAUCCAGUUCAAGAAUAAAGUUGCCUGAAAAGGAAACUACCGGAAGGCAAUUGGUUCGGUCUUGGAUCAGGUUGCAUGCGAAAGAAGCCAACGAUUCAGCGGUAGAGUUGUCCAAGAGGGAAUCUGGUGCAGGACAGUCAAGUUCAGGGACAAAGUUGUCGAAGGCAGAGGCUGGUGCGGCACCAACCGAUUCAGUGAUGAAGUCGCUGAAGAAGGUUGGAUCUGGGAUAAAAUCGUCAACGAUGGAAGCGGCUCAUGGAGGACAACUCAGUUCAAAGAAGGUGCCCAAGAAAGAAACUUGUGCCGGAGAAAUCGAUUCGGAGAUAAAGCUAAAGUCACGUGAAAAAGAACCACUUCACAAAUGCACCAUUUGUCAGGCGCGUUUCAAAAAGAGAGAUCAUUUAAAAACUCACGCAGUCGUCCAUACUGGCAAAAAAGAAUUUAAAUGCCAAAAAUGCGGGAAACAAUUUGGGUUAAAGACUUCGCUGAACUUGCAUGCGAGGACUCAUACUGGUGAAAAACCAUUUAAGUGUAACAUCUGCGGAAAGACAUUUAGUCAGAGCGGGAAUUAUAAAUCUCAUGUUUUGAUUCAUUCGGGAGAGAAGCCUUUCGCUUGCCCGGAGUGCGGUCAGGCUUUCACCAAGAAAGGCCACAUGCAGCGCCACCUUGCGACGCAUUCCGGAGAGAAGAAACACGAAUGUAGUCACUGCGGACUCAAGUUUGCGCGGCCGUACACGCUGAAUGUGCACAUCAAAAUCCAUACUGGGGAAGUAUCGUGUCGAUGCGAUGAGUGCGGUAAACGAUUUCGGACAACCGCGGCGCUGAAUGUGCACAAGAAACUCCACACAGGAGUCAAGGAGCAUAAGUGCGAAUGCUGUGAGAAAGCCUUUCGUACAGUGGCUGAGUUGCAAAGUCACGCCCGUGUUCAUACUGGCGAAAAGCCAUACACGUGUGGAGUGUGCGGGAAAGGCUUCAGUCAGAGUAGCAACUACCGGACGCACGCCAUGAUCCAUACAGGUGAAAAACCAUACGCUUGUGAGUUUUGUGAUUAUCGCUGUACGACCAGUAGUGCGCUUUACGAUCACGUGCGGUGCAGCCAUACGAAGGAAAAGCCGUAUGAGUGCGAAAUAUGCGGGAAGCAGUUCUCGUUGCGGAUAGGUUUGAAUGACCAUCUUCAUUGUCAUUCGGACGAGAGGCCAUACGAGUGCGAGGAAUGUGGACAUAGGUUUGCCAGGAAAGGGACACUGGAGAUUCAUUUGAGGAUUCACACAGGAGAGAAGCCAUAUAGAUGUGACCAGUGCGGUCGCUGUUUCAGUCAGGCUGGUAACCUGUACAAGCACGAGAAAUGGCACAAUGAUGAGCGUCAUCAUGAUUGUGAGCGUUGCGGCGAGCGUUUCCUGGAGCGCAGGGAACUCAUUGAUCAUUUUGAGAAGUUUCAUACUUUGAAGGGAAUAGUGACAAAAGUGCAUGGGUGGAGUUACAACUAGCACUGUCGCCGAAUCAGUGGUUAUUCUGACUGUAAUUGGUAGACUGGUCUGGGAGAUGAUGGGUUUGUUCAAACUAAUGUGAUAUGACGGGUUAACUUCGACAACCUCAGUGAUAACUUGAUCUCAGUAAUACCUAGCAGUCCAGCCCGCUCUCAUGGAU
This is a messenger RNA of Lineus longissimus, 2356 nucleotides long. RefSeq names its product zinc finger protein ZFP2-like. NCBI's taxonomy places the organism in Eukaryota, Metazoa, Nemertea, Pilidiophora, Heteronemertea, Lineidae. The transcript has a single exon. The record is from RefSeq and is a predicted model, not a curated record. The coding region runs from base 37 to 2196 and encodes 719 amino acids.